Symbiodinium necroappetens is the source of this 837-nucleotide messenger RNA. Lineage: Eukaryota; Dinophyceae; Suessiales; Symbiodiniaceae. The record is from the annotation of a GenBank genome assembly.
AUGGCUCGAGGAGAGUGGAGUCGCGUGACGGACUUGGCGGACGCCGGCCUUGUCCGCCCCGCAGCGCGGUCCGAGCACAUUGGAGCCUGGGAUGAAGCGAGGCAGGUGCUGUUGAUCCACGGAGGAAGCAACCUCGAAGGCGACUUGUGGGCUUUCGACGCCACAUCCGAAGCAUGGACCCGCACGGUGACGGCCGUGGCGCCGGCAGCUCGCGCUGCACAUGCGGCGGGCUGGGAUCCUGCCAAGCAAGCACUAUGGGUGCAUGGCGGGCACAACAGCCAAACAAAGACUUGGUUUCGGGACGUGUGGAGAUUUCAGUCUGGAGCCUGGACGCUCGAGUUUGACGGUGCCGGGCCUUGCGGAAGGCAAGCACACGUGGCUGUUUGGGUUUCGAGCACUUCUUCUCUUUGGGUGCACGGCGGCUGGACCGGCAGUCGCCGCUUGUCAGACUUGUGGAGCUACAAUGACCAGGCUCACGGAUGGCAGGAGCUGGCUCCCGUGGCACCAAGCGGGGUGCCACCGGCACGCUCGCAUCAUGUUGCAGUGUGGGAUGGGACCGGCCAGGCACUCUGGAUGCAUGGGGGUUACAGUGACUCCUUGCUGGGGGAUCUGUGGACUCUGGAUGCUUCCGGCCUCAGUUGGACUGAAGUGGUCUCUGAUGGAGGCCCAACCGCAAGGUCAGGCCAUGCUGCGGUGUGGGAUGACGCCAACCGCAGGCUCUGGCUACACGGCGGCAACGACGGCUUCCUGAAGCGGGAACUCUGGAGAUACGAGACCGGCAGCAACAUCUGGAGCCUGGUUGCAGAACAUGCAGGUCCUUCAGGACGCUGGUCUCAU